Staurois parvus is the source of this 753-nucleotide messenger RNA. The record is from the annotation of a GenBank genome assembly. NCBI's taxonomy places the organism in Eukaryota, Metazoa, Chordata, Amphibia, Anura, Ranidae.
AUGGGGAACAGUGCACUAAAAGCCCACCUAGAAACCGCACAGAAGACUGGGGUAUUCCAGCUGACUGACAAGGGGUUAGUUGAGUUCCCUGAAGAUCUGCAGAGGCUGACUGCAAACCUGCGGACCAUCGACCUGUCUAGUAACAAGAUAGAAGGUUUACCUCCAUUCGUGGGAAAGUUUGCUGUUCUCAAGAGCUUGACCAUGAAUAGUAACAGACUGGGCAAGCUCCCAGAUGAACUGUGUCGACUGAAAAAACUGGAGACUUUGCAUUUAAGUGCUAACCAGAUCAACCGCCUACCAGCAGACUUUGGUCAGCUGUCUACCUUGAAGACCCUCAACCUCUCUGGCAACCAACUUCGUGCUAUGCCAGCCCAGCUCUGCAGUCUGCGGCAUCUGGACGUGGUGGACCUGUCCAAAAAUAAAAUCCAAUCAAUUCCUGAUGAGGUGUCUGGAGUGCAGGCCAUAGAGAUAAACUUGAACCAAAACCAGAUCUCUCAGAUCUCAACUCAAGUUUCUCGGUGUCCACGUCUCAAGGUUUUGCGUCUAGAAGAGAACUGUUUGGAGCUCAGUAUGUUACCCCACAGCAUCCUCAGUGAUUCCCAGAUCUCCCUGCUGGCUGUGGAGGGAAACCUUUUUGAAAUAAAAAUGCUCAGAGAGCUGGAAGGCUACGAUAAGGUCAGUAAACCAUUGCAGGCCUGGAGGAAAUGUACAACAGCACAUACAAUUCAAACAGAUGCUAGUAUUCAAAAGUAA